Messenger RNA from Microcebus murinus (gray mouse lemur), 1595 nucleotides. The record is from RefSeq and is a predicted model, not a curated record. NCBI's taxonomy places the organism in Eukaryota, Metazoa, Chordata, Mammalia, Primates, Cheirogaleidae.
ACCCUGGUGCGGGAGUUGCUCUCCCGCCCUAGGAAAGGGGGUCGGGCGGGACUCCCAACCCGGGUUACCCGGGUCCCCCCUGGCCCCCAUGAACAACCGGGCGCGGGCCCCAGCCCCCUCCUUGGCCCGGACCUCAGCCCGGGGCAGGGCUUCGACCCCGGCCCGGACCCCAGCUCUGGUCCAGGCCUCGAUCCGGGUCCGGACCCCAACUCUGGUUCAGACUUCGACCCCGGUCCGGAACCGAACUCCGGUCCAGGCAUCCAUCCCAGCCCGGACUCCAACUCUGGUCCAGGCAACGACCCAGGUCCAGACCCCAACUCUGAUUCAGACUUCGAGCCCGGUCCGGACCCCAACUGAGGUCGAGGACUGGACCCCGGUCGGGACCCCAACCCUGAUCCAGGCCGCGACCCCGGUCGGGACCCCAACUCAGGUCCAGGCCGCGACCCCGGUCAGGAUCCCAACCCUGAUCCAGGCCGCGACCCCGGUCGGGACCCCAACUCAGGUCCAGGCCGCGACCCCGGUCGGGACCCCAACCCUGAUCCCGGCCGCGACCCCGGUCUGGACCCCAACUCUGGUCCAGGCCGUGAGCCCGGUCCCGACCGCGAGCCCGGUCCGGACCACGACCCCAGUCCAGACUCCGACCCGGAUCCGGCCCCUGACUCCGCUCCGGACUCCCGCGCUGAUCCGGACUCCCACAUUAGUUCGGACUCCCAUGUUGGUCCGGACCCCGACUCCGGUCCGAGCUCAGACUCCGGUCCGGGUCCCAGCCCCGGCCCGAGCGCCCGUCCCCGCCCCGGCCCGAGCGCCCGCCCCGGCCUGGGUCCUGGCCACGAUCCCGGACCUGGAGUGCUUGCGGGGCCCCGCCCUGCCUUUGGAUCCGGAGCCCGCUCCGGAGACGACUCUGCCGCCCGACGAGGAUCUCGCCCCCGCGCCGGGGCUGAGCCAGGGCUGGUCGCCGGCCGCCAGCUCGGCCGGGCCGUGCCCGGACCCCCUUCUUCCCGCGCUCACCGCCCUGGCCGCCCGCGCGCCGGAGCGCCCCCUGGAGCCCACCCUGCGGGACCCGUCGGCCACCAAGCUGAGGCCCUUCCCCUCGCCUGGGCCGGCCCCGGCGCCCGUGCUGGAGAGCGGCUCCUUGCCCAUCGCGCCCGAAAUGUUCGCCUCCACCAGCGAGAACUUGCAGCUGGACAGCAGAAUCCUGAUUCGAGUGAUCUACUGUGGCCUCUGAAGCUAUGGCCUUCGGUACAUUCUGUUGAAGAAGAAUCUGGAGCAGCAGUUUCCGAAUCUUCUGCUCUUUGAGGAGGACAAAGCUGCCCAGGCUACAGGGGAGUUUGAAGUGUUUGUGGAAGGGAAACUGGUCCAUUCCAAGAAGAAAGGUGAUGGCUUUGUGGAUGAGGCCAGGCUGCAGAAGAUUGUGAACGCUAUCGAUGAGGAGAUCAAGAAAAGGUAGCAGGCGACCAGCAGAGCGGGAGGAGCCUCAGCGGGAUGAUGAGAAGGGCUGAAAUGUUGCCAAUCAGGUCCUUUUCUGAUGGUGGCUGGGACUGGGGUGGGGUUGGGGAGGGGUCAAGAGAGAAAUACAUAGAGUCUGCCUCCCUGUG